Messenger RNA from Octopus bimaculoides (California two-spot octopus), 3027 nucleotides. RefSeq names its product CST complex subunit CTC1. Gene Ontology annotation, molecular function: single-stranded DNA binding; telomeric repeat DNA binding. NCBI's taxonomy places the organism in Eukaryota, Metazoa, Mollusca, Cephalopoda, Octopoda, Octopodidae. The record is from RefSeq and is a predicted model, not a curated record. Gene Ontology annotation, biological process: positive regulation of DNA replication; telomere maintenance via telomere lengthening. Gene Ontology annotation, cellular component: CST complex.
AUGGUAAUGUUCGGUAUUCGUAAAAGAAAUGUCGUUUUAAACCUAAGCAUCUCUGGAUGCAACAAACUGCAUAGUCUGGUGAAUAAGUGGAUCUUGGUUACAAAUGUUAAUGUCAUUUAUACAUCUAAGAAAUCUGGAUACUUGGAGCUUGUAGGUGAACCACUACUCCUUGCUAGAACUGCCAUCCGUCCAAAGCUAACUUUUGAUGUUUUUCUUGUUGAUAAUGCCUUCCUUUUGUUAUAUAACAGGGACAAGUUUAAUGUGAGCGAUAUCUCUGUAGCUGGCUCUGUGUUUGCUGUUUCUGAGAUUGGAAAAAUCAAGAAAGACUUUGUAUUUUUUAUUGAACUCGUCAAAGGAAACCAGUCCGUUGUGAUUCUUGUGAAAAACCUACAUUUACACUGGCAGCAACUUGUGUGUGUUGGAGAAAGUUAUGUAUUCACUUCAUUAAAGCCAACAAAUAUUGUAACAGCUAUGAACUCACUGAUCCCUCUGUAUGUUCCAACCAAGAACUGUCAGCUGUAUAUAGCAAAUGAUUAUGAACUUUCAGUUUGUUCGUUAAAGGAAAUGUUGCACGAAAAUCUACAGUCACAGAAAUCUGUGAACCUGAAGAAUCCAACUUGUUCCAGACAUUCUGAUGCCAUUUCUUAUAAGGGUGAAAUAACAAGCUGUACUGCUGAUGGAGUUAUUAUUCUGAAAGACUCAAUUAGACUGUACUUGUUGUAUAAUUUGGCUUUUGUAAUUUACCAACAUUUUCGAGUUGGCACUGUACUCCAAGUUUCCAAUGUUCACCGAAAGUAUUUUGGGAAGGAAAACCAAGUGAGACUGUAUUGCUGUGCCAGAAGUUGUAUCAAAGUGCUGAAGUUUACUCAAAAGACUUCCAGUGUUUUGCCUUUAAGAACUUGUUCUUUCACCCUGAGGGCUACACUGAAAUUCAACCUUAGCCCCACUGAAAUAGACACUAUUCUACCAAUGGAAGCUCAGUUUAACAGAAUAUCUCAAUCUCUGUUCAAAAAAUCUUCAGAACAACAUAAAUUUGCUUGGGAAAGAAUUCUGUCUCAUGUCUUGAAGGCAUGCAAAUGUGUAAAGUCACGACAGUUUGUACAAGAGUUUAUUGAAUAUGAGCAUCGUUGUCCAGCUUCUGCUAAGGAAGAUGUCAGCCGUGUACAAACCAUUCAUGCACGGACUUUUGUUCCAUUGGACCUCAGAAAAGAAUCUGAAGAACUUGCUCAAGGAAUUCUUGCCUAUUUCAAAACAGAGAAGAAUAAAUUUUCAUCUUCAUUAUUGUCUUCAUGGAGGUUUAGGAGAAGAAAAUUCACAGAUAAAAUGCUUGUUGGUUAUUUAUCAUUAAACCCAGACACUGGCCAUCUUUGCUUCACUGACCAAUUCCACAGCAUCAAUGCAGUCUGCCAGUUUUGGACUUUCAACCAAACACCAUAUCAUCACCGUUGUUCCGGAAAUUGCGUAAUUAAGAGAAAUGAUGAAACGUUUAACUUCUCAUGUCCUUAUUUGCACACUUGGUGUCUAGGAAAAUUGAUUGCUCUGGACCGUUUCCAAUUAGUCUUGGAAGUAUUCAUAAAUAAUUCUACUGGCAUUAACAAAACCGAAACCACUUUGAGCUUAUUAGACAGCUCAAAAUUCAGACUUGUUAAAUAUCUGCAAUUUUCGUUGCAAGAUGCUGUCAUUAUGGAAGAUAUUUCUCGGUCAUCUUUUCAACACUGGAGGGAAAUUUCUAUUAAAACUAACGAGCUUCAAGCAACUUUUCCAGGUCGUGAUCUUUGCACCUGUCAAGUUUAUUUAAUGACUUACAAAGAAUCUUUGUUGGAAAACCUGUUUCAUAAGAGUAAGGUACCCUCAUUGCAAUUCAUGACCCAUGGAUAUUUCUUGGGGAAGCCAUUUACUCUGCCAGUUCGUUGUAUCUUUAAAGCGGCUAAUAAAUUCCUGCAUACUAAAGACAGCAAAUCUACUCAAGUGAGGGCAGGUUCCCUUGAUGAUAAGAUCUCAGAAACUCUGUUGGAUGCCAUACCCUAUGAGCAAACUGUCAUUUUCUUCCGAGACGAUGCCUCAAAAUGGUAUGAUACCAUGCAGACUGAAGGAAGCUGUUAUCUGCUGAUUUCAUAUGGAAGCACUUCUCUGUCCAGAACAUCUACAGUGUUCCAAUCUGUCUAUCCACAGGUUCUAACUAAAAAUGUAGAAAAAUGCUAUGUCUGCUUGUCAGAAAACAUAUUGGUGCAGGAAAUUCCUCUUGCACACUUGAACUCAUAUUAUGAAGCCAAGCUUAACUGGUUACCAGAGCUAUUAAAGAAACCAUCCCUUCAGUAUGACACUAUUGUGAAACCACCUUGUCUCUGUUCUGUGUCAGAUCUCCUUCGCUGUAGUGUCACCGAUACCAUAGUGAAUUUGUUGCCAGUUAUUAUUCUGACAUAUGUUGAAUCGGAUGCUGAUGACAAACUCUCAAUGAACUCUUCAGAGGAUGUUGCAGAAAAUAGCAAAUGUGAUCGGAAGGAAUUCAAUGCAAAUCUUGAUUUCUCCAGUUUUGUAAAUAAGAAAUUCAAGAUGACUGUGAGAGACACACAGACAAAUUCUGAUGUUAAUAUUUAUUUGAAUUUUAAGAAUGUCUCAUACUGUGUUGGUCUUUUGCCUGGUGCUGUGGUUGAAUUCCGUCAUCUCCAAAGAAAAGUUUCUAAGAAAGGCAAUGUCUAUUGUCAGUUCGUUGCCAUAUCAACAGUCCGGGUGUUAGCUGGUGGAAUUUCUGGUGGUCCAGAGCCUACAUCAGGAUGCUCGUUCAAUGACAUGGCUGUGAUGACAGGCAACCAAACAACUCCGACACAAGACUACUGUACAUUUUUUACCUUACUGAAAAUACACAACCGUUCACAUCCAUUUUGGAAUUUGGUCUUUGUGGCACGAGUUUUGUAUUUAUCUAUCAAGACUAGAUGCACAGAAUGUAGCAGUAUUUGUUGCAAGAACCACUGCACUAAUAUAAGCUGUAAAAAUACUGCAUAUCAGUUGACUGUUAGAUCAAAGUAA